Messenger RNA from Rhipicephalus sanguineus (brown dog tick), 834 nucleotides. RefSeq lists its product as uncharacterized. The record is from RefSeq and is a predicted model, not a curated record. Lineage: Eukaryota; Metazoa; Arthropoda; Arachnida; Ixodida; Ixodidae. The transcript has 8 exons. The coding region runs from base 148 to 834 and encodes 228 amino acids.
UGGAAAUAGAAAGGCGUUGGAACACUGUAGCACAUAUGCCCGGACACUACCUUUGCUCUUGGUCAGAUUUGCAGAUUGACUAAACCAACAACGGCAGGUCCAGGCCUUUGCUCAUCGAUAUUAUUCUCUCAAGGACGUUUUCACGACAUGCCUAAUUUCGACGGCAAGGUGGCCCUCAUCACCGGUGCAUCUUCGGGAAUAGGCGAAGGAACUGCUGUUCACUUGGCUUCACUGGGUUGCUGGCUUUCGCUAACGUCCAGGAACAUGGUCGCUCUGGAAGCUGUGGCGGAGAGGUGCAGGGCGGAAGGUGUUCCCAAGGACAAGGUUCUUACUACACGAUGUGACGUCCGCUGUGCCGAAGACAUCGCAGCUGUUGUAAAAAGAACCGCGGAGCAUUUCGGGAAGAUUGAUGUUGUGAUCAACAACGCCGGAAUAGGCACAAUUGCUCAUCUCGAAGAAUUUUCUCUGCAACAAUUUGACGACGUCAUUCAUACAAACCUGCGCUCCGCAUUCAUCAUGACACAGGAGACUCUUCCAUACCUGCAGAAAACAAAAGGCAACAUUGUCAACGUCUCGAGCGUGGUGUCUUUGCGAACCGUGAGACAUGUUGCGCCAUACUCAAUUAGCAAAGCUGGACUGGAUCAGCUUACUCAAGUAUCUGCAUUGGGUAAGUUGAACAUCAUAGGCUCAAACCACGACAAAAUAAUGGUGAGUCCAGCCAUAACUGACACGAAGAUGGUGUUUGGACAUAUCAAGAAUGUCGAUGACAAGAAACAGGUCGAGUGCCAGACCUGCUCUGGUGUCUCUGGAGGCCUUGUCAAUGAUGUGUGUUAG